AUGGGUUACAACAUUGGAUUGAGACUUAUAGAGGAAUUUCUUGCAAAGACUGGAGCGCAACGGUGUCAAACUUUCAAAGAAACGGCAGAAAUGAUUUCAAAAGUUGGAUUUAAGAUAUUUUUAAACAUACAGCCAAUAGUGUCCAAUUGGACUGCCGACGGAAAGACAUUUUCAUUGAUAUUCCCCGAAAAUCCAUUAUCAGAAUUUGUAGAAUUGCCAAUAAAUAACAACCCUAACAGCUCUGAAGAAUUGUGGUACUCUCAAAUUUUAUGUGGGGUAUUGAGAGGUGCAUUACAGAUGGUGCAAUUGGACGUUGAGUGUUGGUUUGUAAAAGAUGUUUUGAGAGGAGAUGACGCGACUGAAAUGAGAUUGAAAUUGAAUAAGAUCUUGAAAGAUGAAGUUCCUGCCGGUGAGGAUUGA
Messenger RNA from Dujonia railenensis, 420 nucleotides. Lineage: Eukaryota; Fungi; Ascomycota; Pichiomycetes; Serinales; Debaryomycetaceae. The record is from the annotation of a GenBank genome assembly.